AUGUCCAUAACCAAGUUCGCAAAAUCGCAGCUGAAGCAGUCUAUGUUGACCGGGAUUCCGCAGAUCAUCCAGGCCAAAGGGCCCCAAAAGCUAUUGAAAAGCUUCGUCCUAAUGGUCUGCCUGAGCGGAUGUCUCUACCAAAUCUGGUCUUACAUGGAAGUCUAUUGGAAGUAUCCGGUCCUUGUAGACGUCUAUGUGUCGAAUCCGAACAGCAUCACGCCGCCCGCUUUCACGAUCUGCGAGUAUAAUGGAAUCAACAGACUGAAAUUUUGCAAGGAAUUUCCAGAUCUCUGCACGCCGAAAAGGGAAUUUUUAGAUUUUUGCCAAAGUCAUUCCCAAUUCUGUCUGAAGUAUAUGACAAAUCCAAAGGGAAAGAUGCCUGCCGUUACACCACAGGAGCUACCACAAAAUAUUUCUGAUGUACGUUCGAGGUACCAGAAAAUGGGAUCUCAGCAUCAAUUUUUUGUAGAUUACGUCAUCUAUGAUGAUGAAUAUCUGAGUCCGAAACCGGUGUAUGUAUUCAACGUCCAAGGUCUACCCACAAACUGUUAUGCGUUCAACACUGUUUGGAGAAAUAGUUCAGCAGUCUUGGUUAAAGUUCCUCAAAGAACAGGUUUUGAGAUGUUACUGAAGACAGACGAGAGCCAAAACUUUUAUUUAUCGACUCCAAACGUCAUCCAGAUGGCAGUGCAUUCACCUUUCAUGAUGGUAAAUCCCUUCACAGAAGGAUUCUCUGUACAAUCCUGCUCGACUUACAAAAUGUAUCUGGACAAAAUGUGUAUUGAAGAAUGUGCAUUCAAUCGAUCGAUCGAGAUUGCUGGUUGCUUCAACCCUACAUUCGUCGAUUAUCCGAAUGAUACUGCGCCAUUUUGUUAUGAUGGUCCAAGCUUAGAAGAUGUGUUUGAAGAGUGUACAGUAAAAUGCCAGCCUGCAUGCUAUGAAGAAGAAAUCCGAGUAAGAAUUGAAGAAUUUGCUUAUUCUAAUAUAGAUGUAGAAAGUUGA
Argiope bruennichi is the source of this 1002-nucleotide messenger RNA. RefSeq lists its product as uncharacterized. The transcript has 9 exons. Bases 1 to 1002 code for a protein of 333 amino acids. NCBI's taxonomy places the organism in Eukaryota, Metazoa, Arthropoda, Arachnida, Araneae, Araneidae. Gene Ontology annotation, cellular component: membrane. The record is from RefSeq and is a predicted model, not a curated record. Gene Ontology annotation, biological process: sodium ion transmembrane transport. Gene Ontology annotation, molecular function: ligand-gated sodium channel activity.